Messenger RNA from Clunio marinus, 1005 nucleotides. The record is from the annotation of a GenBank genome assembly. NCBI's taxonomy places the organism in Eukaryota, Metazoa, Arthropoda, Insecta, Diptera, Chironomidae.
AUGGAUAAAAUAACGAAUAUCAAUUGUGAUGAUGCUAAUUCAUCACCAAUGGCACCUGAAGUGCCAGAAUCGGGAUAUCUGGUGAAGAAAUCUAAGGAAACCAUCGAUAAACUUGAAAGAGAAAAUUUCAAUCUAAAGUUGAAGUAUUUCUUAUUGAAUCGUCGUGAUAAAGAAUUUCUGAGGCAAGCUGCAAAUGUGAAUUUCGAUUUCUUUGAAAUGUUUGAAGAGAAUGAAGCUUUGAAAAUGGAACUUUCUGAGAAAAAUAUUUUGCUAAAAUCGGCAUUGGAUGUUAUUAACCAACUGGAAGACAAAAUUCUGUCACUUCAGAUUCAUUUUGAGAAUUCUCUAGCUGAACAUGACGCAGUUGUGUCAAGAAGUUUGAAGAACAAAUCUAAAAGCCGCUUCUACAAAAAAGUUCAAAUAAAGUUCUCUCCAUCACUUGACAUUCAUCAAAUGGAAGUGACAACAGCUCUUCUCACUGACAACACAAAUCUUCUUAAAAAGUUAACUAACAUGAAAGCUAAACUUUCAUACAAAUCACAAACCGUUGAUGAACUCUUGAAAACAAAAAUAGAAAUGGAGAAGAAUUUGUACACAUUAAAAGCUGAUAAAAACGAUUAUAAGACAAAAGAGAAAGCCGAUAAUCUAAUAAAAUCAAAUAACGUUUCUGGCAUAAUUGGAGUUCAAAAGGAAAAUGAAGAAUUGAAGCGAAAAAACUUUGAAUUGGAAACAACAUGCGAGAAGCUUAGACGAGUCAAUCAAGAGUUAGAGUUCAUUAUAACUGAGCAGAAUGAGCUGAUGAAACAACUCAAUAAGACAAUUGAAGGAAAAAAUGAAGAGAUUUUGGAAUAUAAAGAUCGAUUAGAUAUGCCAGCAUGUUCGAGUUCAUCAAGCAUUUACAUUGCUGAAGACAUUAAGUUGAUUGAAGAUGAUUUGUCUAAAAUAUCGCGACAAUAUCCGUUUCACAAUCCACUUUUUGGACAGGAAUUUGAAAUGCAUCAUUAA